Messenger RNA from Nerophis lumbriciformis (worm pipefish), 1160 nucleotides. NCBI's taxonomy places the organism in Eukaryota, Metazoa, Chordata, Actinopteri, Syngnathiformes, Syngnathidae. The record is from RefSeq and is a predicted model, not a curated record.
UUUAUAGGGCAACUGUUGAAUAUAUUUCAGGAAAAGAUCAGACUCAGUCACCAAAAGGCUGCCAAACUCCACAGGAGUCAUUUUUAAAUAUGUUGGAAGCCAUUGAGCCAUCACACUCAACAUCAGGGUCUGACACCAUUACAGUAGAUCGGAACCCACUGUCUGAACAUGAUAAUAUCACAGCGCUGAAUCUAUCAAGUGACAGGGGACUUGUAACAGGCAGCAACACUGUUGGACCACCACCACCCUAUGGGUUUACCAAAGAGGGAACCAUCGGUCCAUCACCCUACAGCGGCAAUACAGCCAUACCAUCACCGUAUGGUCUCCACAUCAAUUGUCAAUUUCCCUAUGGAGGCCAUACAUCUAGCCUACCACCGUAUGGCCUCAACAUCAAAGGUCCAUCUCCCUACGAAGGCCAUGCAUCCUGCCCAUCACUGCAUGACUUCAACACCGCUGGCCCAUCACCAAAUGUCUACAACACCUCUGGUCCUUCACCCGGCGUACACAAUAGCUUGCCAGCUAGCAGGGUGAAUCCACCUGAUAAUGAAAACCCAGCUUUCCUGGCACCAGACAGGAGAGAUGCAGGCAACCCAUCUGUUGAGGACACUAUCUCAUAUCGACCGCAGGCAGAAAAAUCAUGGACGCCAUGUGAUGGAUGUAGGGAGGAGUUCGAAAAAAUCCUGCGAGAAAAGCAAAGAAUCGAAGAAGUCCUCUUGAAAAUAGAUCCAGGCCAAGUCAGAGUACUCCAAACUCUCUGCGACCUCGUUGUAGACAAAUACAGCGAGGGCCCUCCUCAACAAUUGGGCCAGCAGGAGCUCUUUCCUGAGAGCGGCGUAUUCAUAUCAUCGUUCCGCCUUGCUGCCAUGAGUCAUGCUUCAAAGCCCAAUUUUGAGGAGUGUCAAAAUGCUGUCCCUUUUGGUCGCCCUGGAAACAAACCUCCAGGAACAGGAAAGCGCAUCCUUGACCGGAAAAAAGUUGAAGGAAUCCUAAUGGGCCGCUACAGUGAAAACUCCACGGCUGCAACCAGUGACAACUUCUGGCUGCAACAGACCUGCCAUCCCUGCAGAGAAGCUGACGCCAUCUCAUCCGAGAUCCAGCUACCAACCUGUUACCAGCCAACUGACUCCAUUUGCACCCACAUCCUGCACAGGCAAGAUUAA